Ostrea edulis (European flat oyster) is the source of this 2882-nucleotide messenger RNA. RefSeq names its product testis-specific serine/threonine-protein kinase 1-like. Bases 204 to 1013 code for a protein of 269 amino acids. Gene Ontology annotation, molecular function: ATP binding; protein kinase activity. Gene Ontology annotation, biological process: protein phosphorylation. Lineage: Eukaryota; Metazoa; Mollusca; Bivalvia; Ostreida; Ostreidae. The transcript has a single exon. The record is from RefSeq and is a predicted model, not a curated record.
UGCCAUCUAACCAGUGAAGUUGAAAGAAAGUGUUGUCUCUGGUUUGUUUUCCUGAGAUGAGAAAUCUUGAAGCAUCACCACGUGCUUUUAGAACCAAGAGCUCCACCCUUCACCGUAUAAACAUCAGAACAGCUUUACAAAGCGACGAAUAAGAGCCACUUACUCAUUCUGUUUCGACAUGGUAGUACUAGUUUGCUGAAACAAUGGAGAAAAACGUUUAUAUUGUUCUACAUAAAAUCGACGAGGGCGCAUUUGGAGAUAUUUUCUGCGUUCAAAGUCCCAAGAGCAACAAUGUCCUUGCAAUGAAACAGAUUCUUUAUCGUGGAGAAUUUUCCCGUGAUCCUUAUAUCAUGCACGAACUAAAAAAUCUAUCCAAUCUAAAACACGAUAACAUUAUAAAGUUAUUGGACGUCAUUAUAAGUAAUACAAGCGUGAAUCUGAUCAUGGAUUUGGCAGAAAAUGGGAACUUGGAAGAGGCAGUAUACGGAAACAAACUUGCUAGCGAUCAAUUGUAUCUCAUUUUUCAUCAACUGCUCUCAGCUGUUCAUUUCUGUCACACGAAAAAGGUAGCCCACAGGGACUUAACGCCAUGUAACAUACUACUCACAAGUCAGACGAGUGUUCGAUUGGCAGAUUUUGGUCUGUCCGUUCCUUGUCGUGAUUCCGAGGGCAAAGUGAUUCUGUGUGACGACUACCUCGGACAUCUACAUUAUUCAGCCCCGGAAGUGUUGAAAAAGACCCCAUACGACCCUCUGUUGUCAGACAUGUGGAGUCUCGGAGUGGUUCUAUACUUUAUGAUUCAUUCAAGCGUCCCUUUUGUCGGCGAGGAAGAAGACAUUAUUUCUCAACAAAUGGACGAUCAAAUUGUCACUGAGAGAAUCAAUAGAGAACACGAUUAUAACGAGACGUGUAUUGGAAUUUUUAGAGUCAACAUGAGGUAUGUUCUGAGAGCAGCUCCGGAGAAGCGAUGUGUUACGGAUUACUUGUUGCAACUUAUCAACAAUGAAACAUAAAAUGGUAACUCAUCACAAGAAUUCUAACGAAACAUUCCUGUUCAUUUAUAACAAUAUGUAAGUUUAGUAUCAAUGCAUUAAUACAUGUACUGAAUAGAUGUGUUCUUCUGUAAUUCGUUUAUCACUAAAACUAGAGUCAUUUGUUAUUAAAUAAAUAUUAUUGCUAUUUUAUUGCCAAACAUAUCUAAAAUCUUAAUGAUACUUUAAACUAAUCAAUGUGUAACGCCGUAAGGAUAGUAGUUGAUUUGAAAAUGAAAACCAAUCUAUCGAGCAUACACUCCUCCCCUUAUAAAUAUAAAAUUGACCAUUUUCAUUUUUAUAAUCUAUGAACAUAAUAUUUAAAAUGUUAAAAUGUUUUUAAGAGUAUUGUAGUUGCUCGUAAGGAGCUUAUACAUAUUCAGUAGUAUCUUUUUGUAUUCAACAAUUCGGUGAGGCGAAAUUUCUCAUCAUUCUGUUUUUACAAUUUAAUUUUUCAAAUCAAUUAUAAUCUGCGAUAGGGUCUUUUUACCAGCGACUAUUUUUAUACCCGACAGCUCUGAUCGGCAUUGUGUGUGUGGGGGGUGUGUGGGGGGGGGGGGGCGGGGGGGGGGGGGGCUCCGUGGCCGAGUGGUUAGAGCAUCGCGCUCAAAAUCACACGGCCUUUCACCUCUGGUCGGCGAGGGUUCGAAUCCCGCUCGCGCCGUAAGUGAGAAAGUUUCCCAGUUUACUUUCAGAAGGUCGGUGGUCUCUUCCCAGUUACAUUGUAUAUCUGGGGUUCUCUCUUCCACCUAUAAAAACUGGGCGACACCAUAUAACUGAAAAAUUGUUGAGUGUGGCGGAAAACAGCAAAACAAUCAAUCAAUCUGAUCGGCAUUGCCUAAUUAUUUCUAGAGACACACGAAUUAUGCUCGAUAUAUUGAUAAAAAAAUCCCAGCUGUCUGAUCCUCUGAAAUCUGACAAUCUAGAAAAAUAUGAAAACGUUAUAUUCACCCCCAUAUGAAAUAUGAGAACGUCAUACUCACCCCAUGUGAAAUAUGAGUACGUCCUAUUCACCCCCAUGUGAAAUAUGGAACCCACAUGUUGAUUCGAGGUUAAUAUAAUAACAUUUUCCAACAUCGGAUUGGAAAUAAAUUGGUAAUUCUUAAAUUGGUACGUUUAGUUAUCAGUUUGUGGUCAUCCAAUGAAAACUUGUGUCUUUAAUCUCUUUCGACAAGGUCUUGCACUCUCGCUGUAAACAAAGGUGGCCGGUCAGAUAUCGCUUCGAAAGCUCUAGUGGCCGGUUUCGAUGCUUUAAACGAUAAAACAACUAUUGAUAUUUUCUCGGUCAUACUGUUUUGAUGAUUAAUUCAAGUCUGAAUUGACAAUAUAUAUUUAUGCUUUAUACAUGAUAAGAUAUUAUUUAAAUCAAUUGAUCUAUCUAGUAUUGAGCGUUGUUUUACUUUUAUUGUCCCCACUCACAUUUUCCAUGAUGAACGUCAGGGAUUUCUGCAGUACUGUGAUAAGCCUAUCAACCUCAUUUUAUAGUUACUGCUGCCAUCUAACAAAUACUUAAUCCACACAAGAUUAAUUCUGAAACACCCACUGUCAUCCCUUUAUACACUUCAACAGCAGUACUGAAUUACUCUUGGUAUAUUUUUCUUUUAUUUCUUGCACGGAAAUGUACCAAUUUGGUCAUUUUUUUUUUUACAUGUCACGUUAUGCCAGAAAUAUAUUUUUGUACUUGUGAUACACUGGGAUACUAUUCUUAUGUAUUUUUUUUUAUAGCGUAUAAGGUUUACAUGCAAUUAAGAAAGCUAUGCGAUAAAAAUGUAAGAUAUCUUAGUGGUUUUUAUUCAUUUAUAUACUAUAUGAUAUGUCGCCAUUUCAUAAUAAAUGAUAUUUGUUUGCAAA